Messenger RNA from Amphibalanus amphitrite, 5462 nucleotides. RefSeq names its product DNA topoisomerase 2-alpha-like. Gene Ontology annotation, biological process: DNA topological change; sister chromatid segregation; resolution of meiotic recombination intermediates. Bases 176 to 4888 code for a protein of 1570 amino acids. Gene Ontology annotation, molecular function: DNA topoisomerase type II (double strand cut, ATP-hydrolyzing) activity; ATP binding; DNA binding. Lineage: Eukaryota; Metazoa; Arthropoda; Thecostraca; Balanomorpha; Balanidae. Gene Ontology annotation, cellular component: nucleus. The transcript is spliced from 29 exons. The record is from RefSeq and is a predicted model, not a curated record.
GAGGUGUCAGUGCGCUCGAAAUCUAUCAAUUGCGCGCCGGCGGAGUUUCUUUGAUAUUUUCGAAUUAUCGGGGGACGUAUUUCGGGCGGUGGUCUGCGUUUGUCCUUUCAAUAUAAGCGCUGUAUUCAGGAGUACGGCUUUCAGAGCUUUCGGACGUUUUAAUUCCCUAACAUUGAUGUCUUCAGGUGGACCUUUGAAGCAAAUGUUCAGUAACAUGGCGGCAGCUGUGAACGGUGCCGCCAACGGAGAGACGGCCGGCGGCGGCGGCGGGGACAAGGCCGCCGCCGCCAAGGCGGCCAAGCGGCUCUCCGUCGAGCGCAUCUACCAGAAGAAGAGCCAGCUGGAGCAUAUUCUGCUGCGGCCCGACACCUACAUCGGCUCGUGCGAGCCGCUCACCGAGACCAUGUACGUCUACGAUGACGAGCAGGGCAUGCACCAGCGCGAGAUCACCUUCGUGCCGGGCCUGUUCAAGAUCUUUGACGAGGUGCUGGUGAACGCGGCCGACAACAAGCAGCGUGAUCCCAACAUGGACACCAUCAAGAUCGAGAUUGAUUCCGAGAACAACAGCAUUUCCAUCUACAACAACGGCAAGGGCAUCCCGGUGGUGACGCACAAGGACGAGAAGAUGUACGUGCCGACGAUGAUCUUUGGACACCUGCUGACCUCUUCCAACUUCAAUGACGAGGAACAAAAGGUGACUGGAGGCAGGAACGGUUACGGUGCGAAGCUGUGUAACAUCUUCUCCACCAAGUUCACUGUGGAGACGGCCUCCAUCGAUUACAAGCGCUCCUUCAAGCAGACGUGGGCCAACAACAUGUCCAAGACCUCUGAACCAAAAGUCAAAGACUUCCAUGGAUCGGACUUCACCAAGGUGACGUUCAGUCCCGACCUGGAUAAGUUCAAGAUGACCUGCCUGGACAAGGACACGGUGGCGCUGCUCUCGAGGCGCGCCUACGAUGUGGCCGCCAGCACCAGGGGCGUCAAGGUCUUCCUCAACGGCAAGCGGGUGCCGGUGAAGAACUUCAAGGACUACGUGGAGCUGUACCUGAAGGACAAGGUGGAUGACACGGGAAACCAGAUUAAGUGUGUCUACGAGAACUGCGGCCCGCGCUGGGAGGUGGCCGUCGCCAUCUCGGACAAGGGCUUCCAGCAGGUCUCCUUCGUCAACAGCAUCGCCACCACCAAGGGCGGUCGCCACGUUGACCACGUUGCCGACAUGAUCAUCAAACAACUGAUCGAGACUCUCAAGAAGAAGAACAAGGGCGGCGUACAGAUCAAACCGUUCCAGAUCAAGAACCACAUGUGGGUGUUCAUCAACUGUCUGAUCGUCAACCCGGCGUUCGACUCACAGACCAAAGAGAACAUGAUUCUGCAAGUGAAGAGCUUCGGCUCCAAGUGUACCCUAUCGGACAAGUUCAUCGGACAGGUGAACAAAUGCGGUAUCGUCGAGUCGGUGAUGGCCUGGGCCAAGUUCAAAGCCCAGUCGCAGCUCAACACCAAAUGCAACUCCAAGAAGCAGAAUAAGAUCAGAGGUAUCCCAAAGCUGGAGGAUGCCAACGACGCUGGCACGCGCUACUCCCAGGACUGCACACUGAUCCUCACGGAGGGAGAUUCGGCCAAAACUCUGGCCGUCAGUGGUCUGGGUGUGGUCGGACGAGACCGCUACGGCGUCUUCCCGCUCAAGGGAAAGCUGCUCAACGUGCGGGAGGCCUCGCACAAGCAGAUUCUGGAGAACGCAGAGAUCAACAACGUGAUCAAGAUCAUGGGACUGCAGUACAAGAAGACGUACGACAACGCCGAGGAUCUGAAGACGCUUCGCUACGGCAAGCUGAUGAUCAUGACAGAUCAGGAUCAGGACGGCUCGCACAUCAAGGGCCUGCUGAUCAACUUCAUCCACCACAACUGGCCGACUCUGCUGCGACAGCCCUUCCUCGAGCAGUUCAUCACGCCCAUCGUCAAGGCCACCAAAGGAAAGGAGGAGGUCAGCUUCUUCUCCAUCCCCGAGUUCGAGGAGUGGAAGCAGAACAAGUCCAACUGGCACACCUACAAGAUCAAGUACUACAAAGGUCUGGGUACCUCCACCGCCAAGGAGGCCAAGGAAUACUUCUCGGACAUGUCGCGUCACCGGAUCAAGUUCCGCUACGAGGGGGACGCCGCCAACCGAGCCAUCAACAUGGCGUUCAGCAAGAAGUGCGUCGACCAACGCAAGGAGUGGCUGACCAACUGGAUGGAAGAGUGCAAACGCCGCCGGGAGCUGGGUCUGCCCGAGCUGUACCUGUACGAGAAAGACACGCGCGCCGUCAACUUUACCGACUUCGUCAACAAGGAGCUGGUGCUGUUUUCGAACCUGGACAACGAGCGCUCCAUCCCGUCACUGGUCGACGGACUGAAGCCGGGACAGCGCAAGGUGCUCUUCACCUGCCUGAAGCGCAACGACAAGCGUGAGAUCAAGGUGGCCCAGCUGGUGGGAUCUGUAGCCGAGAUGUCGGCCUACCACCACGGCGAGAUGUCGCUGGCGUCCACCAUCAUCAACAUGGCGCAGAACUUUGUGGGCAGCAACAACAUCAACCUGCUGCUGCCGGUGGGCCAGUUCGGCACCCGGCUGCAGGGCGGCAAGGACGCGGCCAGUCCGCGAUACAUCUUCACCAUGCUCAGUCCGGUGACGCGUGCCAUCUUCUCUGCGUCGGACCUGCCGCUGCUGAAGCACCAGAUGGACGACAACCAGCGCAUCGAGCCCGAGUGGUACAUCCCCAUCCUGCCCAUGAUUCUGGUCAACGGCGCGGACGGCAUCGGCACCGGCUGGAUGACCAAGAUCCCCAACUACAACCCGAGGGAGAUUGUCGAGAACCUUCGCCGCAUGAUGCGAGGGGAUGACCCUCAGCCCAUGAAACCAUGGUUCAAGAACUUCCGCGGCGAGAUUCUGGAGGCCUCGCCGCAGCACUACAUUAUGAGCGGCGAGAUAUCGGUGCUGUCACCGACCCAGGUGGAGAUCACCGAGCUUCCUGUGAAGACGUGGACGCAGCCCUACAAGGAGUUCCUUAGCCAGCUGCUCAACCCAGAGAAGGGAAACCCCAUGAUCAGCGACUUCAAGGAGUACACCACCGACACCACGGUCAAGUUCAUCGUCUCGAUGCCGGAGGAGAAACUGAUUGAGGCCGAGGAGAAGGGCUUGCACACGGUCUUCAAGCUGCAGACCUCCUUCAGCAACACGUCCAUGGUGCUGUUCGACCACAUGGGAGUCCUCAGAAAGUAUGACAACGUAGCCUCGAUCCUGCGCGAGUUCUACACUCUGCGUCUCGAGUUCUACGACAAGCGGAAGACACACCUGGAGGGACUGCUCGGCGCCGAGUCUUCACGGUUGUCUAACCAGGCCAGGUUCAUCCUGGAGAAGUGCGACAACAAGCUGACGAUCGAGAACAAGAAGAAGAAGGACAUGAUCGCCGAGCUGGUGAAGCGCGGCUACGACUCGGACCCGGUGAAGGCGUGGAAGGUGGCGCAACAGCAGCUGCUGGACGAGGAAGCCGCCGACUCUCAGGACUCACAGGAGGAGGAGGCAGCUGCGCCAGGCGCGCCCGACUUCGACUACCUGCUCGGCAUGAACAUGUGGAUGCUGACUAAGGAGAAGAAGGACGAGCUGCUCAAGAAGCGAGACGAGAAGCUUCAGGAACUCAAGGUGCUCAAGUCCAAGUCGCCCUCAGACCUGUGGACCGAGGACCUGGACGCCUUCAUCGAAGCGCUGGACGCCCAGGAGCAGAAGGAGCGAGAGGACGAUGAUGCAGGUUCCAAGAAGGCCAAGGCGAAGGGCAAGGUGGCCGGCGCUUCCAGGAAGACGGCCGUCGUCGAGUACCUGCCGUCGCCGUCUGCCCGCCGCGUGGCACCCGUCGUCACUGCCGACGUCAAGAAGCGACUCGAGGCCGCCCAGAACAAAAAGGACGGCGUCGUGCGUGGACGAAAGAGGAAAUCCGAUGACGGAACGGCGGAAGACGGAGAUGACAAGCCAAAGAGGCAGAAGAAGGAGGGAGACGGUGAAGAUAAGCCAAAGAAGAAGAGGGAGCCGAAAGGCAAGGACGGCAUGAAGCAGACCAAGCUGCAGUUCAAAAAGAAACCGGGCAAAGAGGCGUGGGAGACGGACUCUGAAGAGGAGGAUUUCCGGGGCAGCGACUCCGAACCGGAGGUCUCCUCGCCCACCCGCGUUCGCGAGGGAGGCCGUCGUGCCGCCGCGGCGAAGGUCAAGUACAACUUCAACAGUGACGAGGAGGAUGCCUCCAGCGGCGAUGAGGAGCUGUUCGACAACGACGCCGUCAAGGAGCCCGAUCAUGUGGUGGAGGUGGACUCUGACCUGGACACCUCGGCCGUCCAGCCGGCGCCGAAACCGGCCAGGGAAAACAAGGCGAAGGCGACUUUGGUUAUCAGUGACACUGACUCGGAAUUCGAGGGAGCGCAAAAGAAGAAGAAGCCUGCCGCCAAGAAGAACGACGAGUCUGCGUCGGACAUGUUUGACUCGAUGAUGUCGGCUGGCCGGGAGGAGCCGGACGCAGACUCGGACGCAGCCUCUGUCCGCUCUCAUGGCAGCGCGGCCGCCAGCAAAGCUAAGCCGAAACCGGCUGCCGCGGCGAAAAAGCCGGCUGCCGCAGCUAAGAAGCCGGCGGCGGCCGCCAAGAAACCGACCGUGAAGAGGGCUCCGAAGAAGAAGACGACAUACGACUCCGACUCUGAUGGAGACUUCGCCUCCUCGAAACCCAAGAGCAAGUCAAAGAAGAAGAAGAAGGCUAGUUCCGACUCGGACUCUGACGCCUCGGCUGGCUACGUGCCGCUGGCCCAGCGGGCGGCCGGCCGCGCGCGGAAAGUCACCAGCUAUAAGGUGGAUGAAUCGAGCGACGACGAUUGAGCGCCGUGACCUGAGACGUGACGACGUAACGCUGGAAGCGUGACGCCGCAGUGAGGGACCGAAAUGUCGCUGAGGUGAUCGGCAGUUGCGCCCGCCGACCGCGCGCUGACCCGAGACUCGCCCCGCGGCGAACCAGCCGUGGUGUACAAAUGGUGUCCGACCGGCGCGGCGCGGCGGUGGUGUCGUGUAGGUUCUUCCCGUCUUGGCCGCUGCGGAAGGGUCGGCGGCGCUGUUGGCGUCAAAUGGACCGUAGCGGCCGUCAGUGCGGCGAUGACGCCCGGAGAGUAGCUGUGUUUAGAGCUGACAGGGACGGACGGUGUUCAGGCCGGCGCGCUGUAGCCGGCGGCCUUACGUGUUGCGUUUCAUGUUUCAUGUCUCCUUCUGUGGCCUGUGCUGUGAGCUGCGGUGCCGCUGAGGCGCACCACUCGGCUCAUCAUCCGCGCUCCUUAGCGCGGCUUUCAUUCAGACCCAUCAUCGGAUCACCGGUCUUUUUAGCUAGUGCAGGUACGCCGCUGCGACAGUUCGCAUCGCAUAUUCACCGUUUUCACAGAAUACAUCUCUUAGAAGCACUGUC